Molecule: messenger RNA, 3423 nt
Organism: Daldinia childiae
Lineage: Eukaryota; Fungi; Ascomycota; Sordariomycetes; Xylariales; Hypoxylaceae
Product: putative viral a-type inclusion protein repeat domain-containing protein
Exons: 5
Coding region: 1-3423 (1140 amino acids)
Source: RefSeq, a predicted model, not a curated record
AUGUCUGACGCCGAAGGAUUCGAGGUUGUCCAGCACGACGAGUCGGUUUUAUCGGGUGAGGAGACUGCCGGUACCGCUGGUACUGGGGCUACUGAAUCGCCUAAAUCUUCGGUUAAGUCAAGCAACGGAUCUAAAACCGAAGACAAUGCCGUAAAGCGACCAGCUACUGGUACUUCCGGUGUCCGUCGUCCGGGAACAGCAACUAGUACAGCUCCGAAGACUGUUACAACUUCAACGGCUCGUGCUAGUGGCGGUUUGACCAAACCUCCAACCCGCCCGCCUGUUGGGGCCGCGGUCAAGAAGCCAUCAGUAAGCACUACUACGACCCACAGGCCCCAGCCGUCUGUCUCAGAAGAUGAGAGGAAGAGAUCUACUAUGACCUCUGCGGCGGCGCGUCGAACCUCGACAGCACCAAGUGUAACGUCGUCUCCCGGAAAAUCUAGCGUUAGAUCGGGCAUUUCUACCACUACCGCGGCAAGGAAGCCCUCCUCGGCUACUAGUAGCAUAGCCUCGAGAACUAGCACCCUUGCAAAGCCCACGCCGUCUACUGCGGGCACGGGGAGUCUCUGUCGGCACGGACAUCGGCAGCCACCCGACCUGGAGCUCCUGGUGCCGUGGCUGACGCAAGGAAGCGCGCCUCGCCCAUCUAUCGCGUCGCCGACUUCUGCGGUGGCAGCAAGGGAUAUUGAAGACUUAAAAUCGAAGCUUGCCGAGAAAGAGUCGGAGGUGGAGUCCUUGAAGGAACAGGUUGUUUCUUCUCAGGCCAAGGUCACCGAGCUUGAAGAAAAGAUCAAGACCGAGGUAAAUGGCGUCCAGUCAACCCAUGCUUCCGAGAAGGAGACUCUAAGCACCCAGAUAUCGGAGGCUGUCGACAAGCUUAAGGCUGCCGAAGAGCAGCUUGAAGCCCACAGGACGAAGUUAGCCGAAUUGGCUAACUCACAGGAAGUCAAAGAUACCGAGAUUAACGGCCUACAGAGCAAGCUUGAGUCCCUCCAGCUUGAGAAAGAUACCAGUGCUAAGGAUAGCGAAGGUGCUUUGAACAAGGCGGCUGAGGAGCACGCUGCUGAAUUAGAUGGUCUUCGGAAAUCGUUAAACGAGCAACAUCAAGCUGUCGUUGAGGCUCUAAAGACUUCGCAUGCAGCCGAACUAGAUCAAAGCAAAGCCUCAUCCGGCGAGCACGAGAAGGCACUUGAAGAACUGAAGGCCGCCAAUGAAGCGUUCCAGAAAAAGAUUGAUGAAUUAACCUCCUCGACUGACAACGUAGGUGCCGAGAGUGCUUCCAAGAUUUCUGCGCUUGAGAAUGAGCUCGCAGAUCUAAAGUCUGCUGCUGAGCAAGACAAGGCUGCAUUAGCUACUUCACAAGCAGAACUACAAGAAGUUAAAGCGAAGCUUGAGGAGUCCCUCGCUGCCGUAGCUGCUACAAGGGAAGAGCUGACUAAGGUCAAGGAAGAGUUUGCUAGCUUACAGGAGGAGUUAGGCCAGGCUAAAGCGGAUGCAUCAUCUAGUGCUGAUCUCGCUACUCAGAUCAAGGAGGCCGAAGAAAAGUACGAGAAGUUAAAGCAGGACCAUAAACUCUCGGAUGAGACACACGAAGCCCAACUGAAGCAGGUAUCCCAGGACUAUGAGACGGAGAUUGAGAGCCUCAAGGGCGAUGCUUUCUUCAAACGCAAGUUUCACGUCCUCGAAGAAGAACAUAACGAAUUAAAGACUAAAUUUGACGAGCUAACCGGUACGCAUUCAACGACUGUCCAGAGCCACACAGAAGAGUUGGAGGCAGCAAAGGCUGAAUAUGCGGCUGCUGUUGCAGCCCUUUCCGCUAAGGAAGCGGAGCAUCAAAAGGCACUUGACGCAUUACAAGCUAGCCAUGCAAUGGAUUUAGAAAGCGCCAAGAGCGGUGCUUCAGUUGACAAGGAAGCACAACUAGCCGAACUAGAGUCUCUCAAGGCCAGCCAUGCGAAGCAAAUCGAGAUAUCUAAGGCUGAGAGUGAAGCUGCUCUCGCAAGGGAGCUAGAGGCUCUCAAGGCUGCCCAUCUUGAGGUUCUCAAUGCUCAGAAGCAAGACUUAGACACGACAAUUGCCGAGUUGAAGGCUGCUCACGCCCAGGAGCUUUCUACCAAGGACGCUGAUGGUAGUGCGCAUGUGGCGCAACUGGAGGCUCUGAAGACAGCUGUUGAGGAGGCGCAGGCCGAAUUGGAGAAAGCCAAGACCAGUCACGCACAAGAGAUUGCCGAGAAGGAGGCUGACAGUAGCGCCCAUGGCGCCCAGUUGGAGGCAUUGAAGGCGGCCCUCGCAGACGCGCAUGCGGAACUCGACAAAGCUAAGGCUAACCAUGCUCAAGAGCUGGCUGAUAAAAGUGCCUAUGUAACCCAAUUAGAAGCCCUCAAGACCGCAGUCGAAGAUUCUCAAGCCCAAGAGGAGGCUCAACUGAUCGAGGAGUUGAAGCAGGACCACGAGAGCAAGCUCUCUGCAGCUACUUCUGAUGUGGCUAAGCAUCUAGACGCCGCUACUGAGCACGAGGCAGCAUUGAUCGCAGCGAAGGAGGCAUUAGCUAAGGCCCAAGAGCAUUCCAAAACUCUGGAAGUAGAAUUAGCUGAAGUCAAUACUAAGAACAUCGAGCUGGCGAAGAUCCAGGAAGAAUACGAGUAUUUGCACCAGCAGCUCGCAGAGGCUAAGAUGAACAAUGUGGAACUCAUGGCUGAGCUUGACGCUUUAAAGAACCAGAGGCCGGACACCUCUAUUGCAGACGCGCUAAAGGCGGAGCUCCAGGAACUCAAGCAGUCUCACGCUCAAGAAUUGGCUGCUGUCAAGGAGGUAUCCGCAAAAUCCGCGGGUGAUUUCGAACUUCUACAGAAGGAUUACGACGUGACGAAGUCAGAGUUUGAAUCCCUGAAGGAGCAGCUAGAGGCAGCCAAGCAAGACGCUCUCAUUGCGCAGAAGGAUCUAGAGGCGCAUAAGAACGACGCCGAGGCCAAACUAAAGAACCAGGUAGCCGACUACAAGGAUAUGUACGAGAAUCUGUCUACUAUAGCGGAGGAAGAGCAGAAGAAGAGGGCGGCAGUCGAGAAGGAAGCAUUCGAUAUCAAGUCGAGAUUUGCAGAGAUGGAGGCUCAGCUGAAGGUCAAGGACGCGGAAAUUGCCGAGGCACUGGCCAAGGCGGCGGCGCAAACGCCAGUGAAGAAGGGUCUGUCAGCUAGUAGAUUCGCAGACAAUAAUGAAGCUGACAAGAAAGAAGAUAACGAAGGUGUUACCGACUCGGAGGCUUCCGCAGCUGCAGGUGAGGAGCCUGACCAUUCAUCGGCUGCGAUGAGUGCGGUGCGCAGUACCCCUUAUACAAACCCUCGCUUGCCAGUCGCAGCAUCUCCUCUUACAUCUGCAUUCACUUACCCAAGUUUUUUUCAAGCCAUCAUGAGAAAAAGUGGCUGA